Molecule: messenger RNA, 171 nt
Organism: Kickxella alabastrina
Lineage: Eukaryota; Fungi; Kickxellomycota; Kickxellomycetes; Kickxellales; Kickxellaceae
Exons: 1
Cellular component (GO): nucleolus
Source: RefSeq, a predicted model, not a curated record
AUCGACCGUACGGAUGCCGAGAAAAGACACGACGAGAUUCUGAAGAAACGCAAGCUCGAACACGUCGAGAAAUUGGCAGAAAAGUCGUACCGAGACCGCAUCAAGGAAUUUAACGACAAGCUUGAGCGCGCGCCCGAGCACCACGACAUGCCUAAGGUCGGCCCUGGAUAG